UCCGUGCCACCCAGUGUUCCGGUUUCUUUACGGCAGGCUUUGGAAGGGGGCGGAGUGUUUCCCGUCAGACUGUUUUUCGUGCCACACGCGGUUCCUGCUGUUGGAUACCAGGAGCUGAACUGAAGGGAGGGGGGGGUUGGUUCGAGUCGGACUGUUUUCCGUGCCACGCGCGGGUCCUGCUGUUGGACCAGGAGCCGCCAUGUCGAGCUCUUACAGGAGCCGGAUUCAAGAGUUCAAUGUAGCCUUGAGCGAAGAGAAGAUUAACUUGAAAUCUCUUCGAGAGCUCUGCUUUGGCGGAAUCCCUUUUGAAGGAGGAAUCCGGGCUCUGUGCUGGAAGAUUCUGCUGAACUACCUUCCGCUGGAGAGGUCACUAUGGGACUCCUUCCUGAAGAAACAGCGGGAGGUGUACGCCCAGUUCCUCAGGGAGAUGAUCAUCCAGCCCGGCAUUGCCAAGGCCAACCUCGGCUUCUCCCGAGAAGACGUCACGUUGGAGGACCAUCCUUUGAAUCCAAACCCAGACAGCAGGUGGAACAACUACUUCAAGGACAACGAGGUGCUCUUGCAGAUCGAUAAAGACGUCAGGCGUCUGUACCCUGACAUGGCCUUCUUCCAGAGGGCCACAGAGUACCCGUGCCUGCUCAUCCUGGACCCCCAGAACGAGUACGAGACACUGAGGCGGCGUGUGGAGCAGACCACCCUCAAGGCGCAGACCGUGGACAGGAACCGCAGCGGCGUCACAAACGUGAGCUCCCCAGGGAAAGCCCAGAAUCUCUACCCAUCCAAUGAGUUUGAGGUACUGCCGCCAGGCAGCGAGGCCCACUGGGAGGUUGUGGAACGCAUUCUCUUUGUGUACGCCAAGCUGAACCCGGGCAUCGCCUACGUGCAGGGCAUGAAUGAGAUUGUGGGACCCAUCUACUACACCUUCGCCACGGACCCCAACUGCCAGUGGAAAGAGCAUGCCGAGGCAGACACCUUUUUCUGCUUUACCAACCUUAUGUCGGAGAACAGGGACAACUUCAUCAAGAGCCUGGACGACUCGCAGUGCGGCAUCACCUGCAAGAUGGAGAGCGUCUACUCCACCCUCAAGGAGAAGGACGUGGAGCUCUACCUCAAACUGCAGGAGCAGAACAUCAAGCCGCAAUACUUCACCUUCCGCUGGCUCACCCUGCUCCUCUCCCAGGAGUUCCUGCUCCCGGAUGUCAUCCGCAUCUGGGACACGCUUUUCUCCGAUAAGGACCGCUUUGAAUUCCUCAUCCUCGUGUGCUGCGCCAUGCUGAUUCUAAUUCGGGACCAGUUGCUGGCUGGAGACUUCACGGUCAACAUGAGGCUGUUACAGGAUUACCCCAUCUCCGACGUCCACAGAAUCUUGCAGAAAGCCAAAGAACUGCAGGAUGAAUCCUAACUGCCGGGCCUCUUCCCUCCCAGCCCUCCCUUCUGCUCCCACUGCACUCUGGGAAGCCUUAACCGUGGCGCACAUCGGCAGUGGCAGCAGCAUCACAGCAGACCCUAAAUACGAAGACCCCCCGCCUUGUGAUACCUGCGUCCUGCUGCCGUGCAUUAUGGGACAAAUGCUUCCAUAGGCUUCCCCUCUGCACAAGCCCCUCCCACAAACGGUAUCCUGUUUUCUAGUGUUUGUUUCAAAUCGAAGACUUGAAAACCAGAAAAAGCAAAACUAAUACAUAAUUAGCAAUUCCUACAACAAUAUUUGUGAAUGCAUACAAAAGUGAGAACAAAUAACACUCCGAGACUGUUAUUUUUGAGUAAGGAAUUCAGUCUUCUUGGCAUUUACUUUUAUGUUUUGAAGUAUUCAUUUUUAAUGUUUUCUUUUUUAAAACCGGUUAUUGAGUGAAGAACUUAAUUAUAUUUUUUAGCAAAUAUAAGCAUUAAGUGGAGAAGAAAAGGCAUUAAGAGGCUGGAAUCCUGCCAGCAGCUGGACAGGUGUACCCCUGGGGGUGUGUACACCUUCAGAUAGCAGGAUGAAUGUCUUUACCGUGGUCCCUCUUUGCGGAAGGGGAACCUGCGCAAAACACUCUUCUUGACAUCAUCCUAGUUUUAUUCGUUGACUGUUUGCUCGUUUUGUCUUACGUUGUGUGUACAUGCCAUGUGGCACCAUGUAUAUGUGAGGCCCUUAUGUUUUUGGUGUGGGUGUUUACGCCAUGUACGAUCAAGUGUCUUUUGGACACCUUGUGUCCUUUGAACUUUGACCUCUGGAUCGUGACUCAGACAGGGUUCAGCUCUUAGUACGCGGGUUCAGGGUUCAGCCGGACAAAUGCGGCACCCACAUGACUAGUGUUAACUGCCCUCACGCUCUCUGCCCCCCCCCAUCUUCUCUGACAUCAAAGUGUGUGUGUUGGUUGUGUUGUUCACCAGGGCUCUACUCGAGGACCCAAAAUUCUGCACCUUUGUGAUCCUGCUACAGGCUUUUAUUAUUCUCACACGUUCAUCAUACAGGAACAUUAGCAGUGCUGCUUAUUAAUCUUUAAUCAAUAGCAUUAAGCUGAAGUGUGUGUUGUCCACAGGUGUUCUACAGCUGAAAUACUACUCUAGAGUUAUUUGCAGGGACGGUGAGGAUUGGUGGAGUGUGGAAUGUGUCGAACACGUUAGUUACUGAUGUACCAGAAGGUGUGGAAGAGGGUAAAUUUUGCUCCAAGUUUGCUCCCUGAGCUCAGCUUCUCCCCAAAGACCUCCACACCAGCACCGGGAUGCCUGGCUGGCUGUAUGGAUGUGGGAACAUCAGGGUUGAGCGGAGGACCAGUGAUGGAAUGGAUCAUUUCUGUCAAACCCCAUCACACGCAGUUAAGGAACUGUCAGUGCCAGACUUCUCCCAGCUGCUGAAAUGUUUGUUCUGUUGGUCCUCUCCCUUGAUGAUGUUUUAAACAUGUGGGUGUGGGGGACUCUGCUUCCCCUGCUGGUUCCCUCGUUUUAGUGCUAGAAAGAAGGAGAUGUGACCACGGUUCUCACGGUCGUAAGCUGCAGGAGAAGUCGUCCCUGUCUCUCAGCUCCUGUGGCUCCAUCGUCCUGCAAGGCCAUGGGGAACCGCGCCUUCGUGCAUUCUUAUGGACGAAUGAACAUGCAUGACCGCAGCUCCACCUGUGUUCGCCGUACUUUAUCAUCAUCAGUUAUAAGCUGGUUGUGCCGAAAGGCCUGUUUUCCAAUCGACUUGAGCGUUUAGAACGUCCCGACUUCAGAAUGUAGGUCCCGUUCUGUUGGUGUACAUGCUUGGAGUCACAUGCUCUAUCACUCCCAGCAUCUCAUAGAGCAAAUUCUGCUUGAGAUGUUGAACUCCAUGUGUCUGUGAAACAACUUCUAGGUUCACGCAGAAAGAACAGUAAAUAAACAUACAGGUCAUCCUCCACUAAAAAAUGGGGAUCUGUUCCAACGACCUCGUCGUGAGUCGCAAACCCCCCCUUGCAAUGUAUUAUAUGGGCCAUAAGAACAUAUAAAGCAUUAAUUAACAUGCAAGAAUGCUACAUUGUAUAGUAGGGCUUUGUUACUCUCCCC
This is a messenger RNA of Scleropages formosus (Asian bonytongue), 3501 nucleotides long. It is a transcript of the gene tbc1d13, whose product is annotated as TBC1 domain family, member 13. Gene Ontology annotation, molecular function: GTPase activator activity. The record is from RefSeq and is a predicted model, not a curated record. Lineage: Eukaryota; Metazoa; Chordata; Actinopteri; Osteoglossiformes; Osteoglossidae. The transcript has 12 exons. Gene Ontology annotation, biological process: intracellular protein transport; activation of GTPase activity. The coding region runs from base 200 to 1402 and encodes 400 amino acids.